This is a messenger RNA of Aspergillus melleus, 243 nucleotides long. RefSeq lists its product as uncharacterized. The coding region runs from base 1 to 243 and encodes 80 amino acids. The transcript is spliced from 4 exons. NCBI's taxonomy places the organism in Eukaryota, Fungi, Ascomycota, Eurotiomycetes, Eurotiales, Aspergillaceae. The record is from RefSeq and is a predicted model, not a curated record.
AUGGGUUCUGACUACUUCCCAAAUUCAGUAACCUAUCUCAGCUCGGGAGGCAAAGUUGGUGAUAAGAUUCUUGCCGAGGUCAGCUGUGACAAAUUUGGCAAAACGCUUGCAUACACGUCCAUCAAAUUUUCCAACAGCAAGGGCGAGGUUGUUGCAAGAGGAAGCCACACCAAAUACGUGGCGCUCGCUUGGAAAGACCCUCAGAAUAUUGUCGAAGAGCUCGGUGGGCGUAAACAGCAAUAG